AAGAGUGAAACGGAUAGAGCAGAACAACUGCUACUAGCACUCUAGCAGAGAGCCCAAGGCAGAGAGGGGGGGAAGCAGCCGCGAGGUUGGUGGUGCGGUGCCCGGGUAGACCACGGCGCACGCCAACCCGGACCCCGCCGCGCCCAGCAUUUCCCCUCGCCGCGCCGCCGAGGAGUACCUCCACCCCCCGCCCCCUUGGACCAGGCGCUAGCAAGUCCGGGAUGGCGAGCGGAGCCGUCGCGCCGCCGCCGCCGCCGCUGGCCGGCGGGCGGCGCGUCUUCGGUGGCCGGGGAGUCCUCCUCCGCCGGCGCCUCGCCGCCACGCCGAUUUUUCUUCUUUCAGGAAAGAUGAGCCCGUGAUUUCUACAAACAGCGGAAAAGAGGAAAUGAUUGCUCAUAGUGUUAAUGUUGCCAGAAAAGCAUCCAUCCCUAGUGUCUCAUCAAACAUAUCCAAUAGGACACCAGUGACACCAACACCUUUGCAUCCAGCAGAACCAUCCGAUCUCCGUUUCAAUCGUCUUCGACCCUCGAUUGAGAAAAGUGAUUGCAAAUACACAAGAUAUUUCGGUCGCUAUGUUGCUCGGGAGGCUAUAAUGGAUGAGGAAUACUGGAUCGCCGCAUGGUUGAGAGCAGAAGAUCACUAUGAAGAUCAGUCAGGCGAUCGCUAUGUUGAAAGCUUUAAAAGAAAGUUUGCAUCACAGGAAUUUCAUGCUUUAAAGAAGCGAUGUGGCAGGCAGGUUGGAGAGAAGUAUACCUGUUUUGUUGCGGUAAAGAAUGAUGACGUCACACGAACUGUGGUGAAUAGUGUUGUUGGUACAGUAGAUCUAUGUGUCAGGCAUCCUCUACAUGGGGAGACAUACCCUGCGGAGCCUGGAAACACACCAUUUUACUCUAGAAUCUAUCAGCCAGAUCAGCCAAAAUUUGGAUAUUUAACCAAUGUUUGUGUUGCUAAGUAUGCACGGCGUCAAGGGAUUGCCAGCAACAUGUUGUUAUUGGCCAUCGAUGCUGCAAGACUCGAUGGUGCUGAAAGUAUUUAUAUUCAUGUACAUAAGGAUAACUUGCCAGCUCGGAGGCUCUAUGAUCAUGUAGGAUUCAAGAUGGUUGACAUGGAUGGUGCUCGUCAGUCAUCAGAUCUGUGCUUACUCUCCUUCAAUUCUAUGCACUAGGCUAGUUAACAGGGGAUUUAUUCCCAUAUCCUUUGUGCAGGUGAAAGUAUGCCAUCAGUCCUCUUGAUUUAGAAAAAGCAGGACGGUGUCGGUGAAUAUGUUUUACCAUCUUGCACAUGAUAAAAGCUUGUAAAGUUCAAAAUCCUUGGAAUCGUCUACAUGGAGCGACAGUACCGGUGUCCAGAAUGCUGUUGAUGUGUGUGUGGGCUUUUCAUCUGAAUGCUUCGUUUUUUUUUAUUACUGUACAGUUUGUGAAGCAAGCCCAUUUGAUGGCUCUGGGUUCAUUCUUGUGAGUCUUGAAGAAAAAAUGUACAUCCAUGCUAACAAACAUCUGUAAUAAGAACUGUGAUUUAGUUCCUUCGGCCAUAGUUGGACCCGGCCUUUUA
Aegilops tauschii subsp. strangulata is the source of this 1551-nucleotide messenger RNA. RefSeq names its product GCN5-related N-acetyltransferase 6, chloroplastic. Gene Ontology annotation, molecular function: acyltransferase activity, transferring groups other than amino-acyl groups. The record is from RefSeq and is a predicted model, not a curated record. NCBI's taxonomy places the organism in Eukaryota, Viridiplantae, Streptophyta, Magnoliopsida, Poales, Poaceae.